AUCUUCCCUCUCUACAGAAUGGACCGGCCCGUCAGCCUAAGGAUGUCCUGCGGGACAUGCAGCAGGGAUUAAAGGACGUCAGGGCUAAUGUUCGUGCUGGGAUAAGUGGUUUUGGAGGUGGAGUAGUUGAAGGGGUCAAAGGUGGAGUAACUGCCCUCACUCACACAGCCGUGGUCUCCAAGCCGAGGGAGUUCGCCAGUCUUAUCAGGAACAAGUUUGGCAGCGCAGAUAACAUCGCUCACCUGAAGGACUCACUUGAGGACGGAGUCGGGGGCCACUCUGAGGACACCCUGACGCCUCGUGCACUGAGCGGAAGCGCUACUCUGGUCUCCAGCCCAAAGUACGGCAGCGACGACGAGUGCUCCAGCGCCACGUCCGGCUCCGCAGCAGGCAGUAAUUCAGGUGGUGUGGGUGGAGUAGGGGGACUUUUGGGUCCAACCAUGGGGAGCCCCAGACUGGAUGGACACCACCACCACCACCACCACAUGCACAGCUCCUGGGACUCUCUUCUUGAGGGCCUGCAGGAGAUCAAAGCCAGUCAGGCGCACAUGGAGGACGCCAUCGAGGACAUGAAGGGUCAGCUGCAGAGUGACUACUCCUACAUGACACAGAGCCUGCAGGAAGAAAGAUACAGGUAUGAGCGACUUGAAGAACAGUUGAAUGACUUAACGGAGCUCCAUCAGAAUGAGAUGACUAACCUUAAACAGGAGCUCGCCAGCAUGGAGGAAAAAGUCGCCUACCAGUCCUACGAGAGAGCCAGAGAUAUUCAGGAGGCGGUGGAGUCGUGCCUGACCCGCAUCACCAAGCUGGAGCUGCAGCAGCAGCAGCAGCAGGUGGUGCAGUUGGAGGGAGUGGAGAACGCCAAUGCCCGAGCUCUGCUGGGCAAACUCAUCAACGUCAUCCUGGCGCUCAUGGCCGUGCUGCUGGUUUUCGUCUCCACCUUGGCCAACUUCAUCACUCCGCUGAUGAAGACCCGAGCCCGGGUGGCCGCCACCGUCCUGCUGACCUUGCUUCUGUUCGUCCUGUGGAAGCAGUGGGACUUCAUGGAGCCGUGGCUGCUGCCCAGCUGAGCUCCCCGAGAGACUCCGGUGGGGGCCAGAGUCACAAACCCACUGGAGGACUCAGAGACUGAGGGCCUCUGCACUCGUUCCCUUUGAGUGUGAACGCGGAGCGUCUGAGGACAAAACAUGGCACUUAUGGAUGGAUCUGGAAGUGAUCUGGCAGAGAGCGUCGAGAGCUGUUUACAGUGGCAAAGAACACACACGCUCUGAUGCCAGCGACAGAAGACGUCAUCUCAUCUCGCCCACCUCUGUUGGUGUUGAUGACCAAUCAUCGAUUACAUUGCUGUCACCAAAAACUGAGUUUCUUGCGAGAAAUCUUUGGAUCGUCUUUUUCGAAAUAUUUAUGAUACAUGAAGUAAAAAGACUAGAGCAACUUAAUAAUAAAAAAUGCUGAUCAUGUUCGCCUUCAUGUUGAAGCUUUAGUAUAUUUGAGAAGAAAACUUUUUUUUCAUGAAUGUUAUUGCUCAUGCAUGUCCUCAUAUGUGCACUAAGAUGCAUCUAGCUGGCAUGAGUUAACAUUUCAUUCAUGACUAGAUCUUCUUUAACUGCAGAUAGCUCGUAUCUCGACUCAGCGUUGCGGGUUGGGUCCACUUCCUGUGGCAGAACUGCUUUUAGACGCAUUUGUCUUUUUCUUCAAAUCGGAAAAACGGAUUAAAAAAAGUUGCUGAUAUCCGCGACAAAUUCACGGUAAUAAUUCAACCAUGUAAAAUCUGUUCCGUCCAUAAAUGCUAUUUCAUUAUCAAUAUUGUAAAACUGCUACUAUCUACAGUGUCAAAUUAACGGCAUGUCAAAUUGUAUUAAAGUUUAUAUCCAGUUUGCAAAAAAUAAUGAUCGCUGUUUUA
Messenger RNA from Pseudoliparis swirei, 1903 nucleotides. It is a transcript of the gene tmcc2, whose product is annotated as transmembrane and coiled-coil domain family 2. Gene Ontology annotation, biological process: amyloid precursor protein metabolic process. The coding region runs from base 57 to 1070 and encodes 337 amino acids. Gene Ontology annotation, cellular component: endomembrane system. The record is from RefSeq and is a predicted model, not a curated record. NCBI's taxonomy places the organism in Eukaryota, Metazoa, Chordata, Actinopteri, Perciformes, Liparidae. The transcript has 3 exons.